AUGGAGAACCAUUUCAGGGAAGGCGGCAUCAAUCCUUACAACAUGUACGAUAAUUGUGUAAAUGCACCUGGAACCCAAGUGUCUACGCGCUUCCGUUUGGACUAUAAACUUCGUACCGGGAAGGAACUGGAUGUAUCGCAGCUUUCUACCGUACCAUGCAUGAACGAGACUGCCGUUACAGUAUACCUUAAUCGACCAGAUGUUCGUAAAGCCAUCGGUAUACCUACUUCCCUAGGACCAUGGGCUAUCUGCAGUGACACCAUCAGUGAUACUUACAACCGACAAUACGGAGAAAUGGCAUCACGGGUAAAAAAUGCGCUGAAUCAGGGGCUUAGAGGAAUGAUCUAUAGCGGUGACAUUGACAUGGCUUGUAAUUUUCUGAUGGGACAGAGAUUCUCGCGCAAAUUGGGACUCAAGGUAGGUCUCACCGGUGGUCGUAAAGCGAGAACUAGUCCCCAUAUGAUGUUUGUUUAUCAUUUUGGUACACUGAACAGCCAUAACUUCAUAUUUAUAUUAAUAUUGACUUCAUAUUAAAA
This is a messenger RNA of Cylicostephanus goldi, 536 nucleotides long. NCBI's taxonomy places the organism in Eukaryota, Metazoa, Nematoda, Chromadorea, Rhabditida, Strongylidae. The record is from the annotation of a GenBank genome assembly.